GAGUUUAGUUGUGUUUUGAAAGAACUUGUGUGAGGUCUGGAUUUCCUGCGAGAGGAAAAGAGGCUUUUCAGGCUGAGGGUAGAAGAAGAAGCCAAGAUUCUUGGAUUACUUGCAGAGGAAUCUUGAGAUCUAGGCAAACAGCGGACAAAAUGAACAAAUUGGAGGUUCUGGGAGAAAAAGCAUAGUAUUCAGUCUGCCUAUACUCCACACAUCCACCCCCUGCAGCCAUUCUGUUGGCUGGUAAAACAAUGAGCUGGGCUGAAAUGAUAAAAUCCACACUGUUUCCUGGGGUUGGACUUUCCUGAAUGAGGAACUCGCCUGUUGCCCUUUAGAUUGCAUAAGAGUGAUGAAAUAAAACAGGCUGUGCCUGGAAGCAGGAAGAGAAACACAGUUGUGGAGCGGAAGUGGAGAACCCUCUUAGAGAAUAAGACCCGGGAGGCUGCUGCUUUCUUUGUGAAGGGCUACACAACCCUUGCACCUCGGACCAUGGCCAACCAAACAGACUACAACGACUUCUUGCACAAGCACAGGGAUGUCUUCCGGAGGUUUCCGCUGGAGCUGGUCCAUGGGAUCCCCCUGAUGGAGCCCAUUGCUCAACAAUGGGCUCCAAUUGAAAACUUCCAGGCGCGGCCAGAUGACUUGCUUCUCUCAACUUACCCCAAAGCAGGUGAGACACAGGAAAGGGGAGCAGGCGGGGUGUACGACUGCAGGAGGAAAAACAGAAGGAGGAGGGCCAUAGCAAUCGCAGGUGCCACCCCUCCAAGAAAACGGGUGGGUGGGGGAAGACCAAGGAGACAAACCUCAAAGCACCCUCAAAGUUCUCCUGUUAUCCUGGAAAUAAGGAGGAACUGUUAGGGAGAAAUUAUAUUCGGAUCACCUUUAAAGCUGAACCAACCUAUUUGGCACUCUGCAAAUUUUGGAAGAGAAUUAUCCAGCCAGCUGAUGUGUGCAAAAAUUAAUAUACUAAAGGUAAAAUAUGCACCAAAAUGCACAUGUGAGUGAAAACAGCAUAGAAAAAUGCAUUGUUCUGGGAGAAAUUGCUACGCAAAAACGUGCAUGUUUAGGCAAAAUUCUAUACAAAAACAUGGAGGAAUUUCAUACUAAAAUGCUGGUGAACUUUCAUGGUGACUUUAAAAUGACAACAACAGAGCAAACAUGGAAAUGUGGAGAACUGGAAGACUGGAAAGAUAAGAAAUGGAGAGAAACCAAAAUUGAUAGAUUUGCCCAUCCUGGUGACUGCUGCUCUGGUGAAGAAAUGCGAUGGGCCCAAUAAAUCAGGAGAAAGGAAGCAGAAAUUGAGGUUUAUUUCCUUAGGUUGGUUUCAUGUGUUUGUUUUGCUGUAGGGUUGCUCAGUUGUCUCUCACCUUUGGGAGUUACAUAAAUAUGUGUCUUGGCAGAGGAAAUGGCUUUAAAAGCACCAAAAAGUAAACAUGUUCUUUCCAAAAGGAAGGUACAUUAUUUCAUAAACAUAUGCAUAAGUUGUUGUUGUUUUUCCAAAAAUUGGUUUCAUUGUGCAAUGUGUAUAGCAUUUAUUUAUAUUUUAAGUUACUGCAAGAGUGUUGUAUUCCCUCAGGACUGAGGAGAAGGAUAUUAAAUAAGUGGAACAAACAAGUAGCAGACAUGUUGUUGCUUAGUUUUUUUGUACCUGCUCAAAAAAAAUGUAACAGAGGCAUGAGGGGGACAACAGCAGGGAUAGUGAAGCAAGGCUGUAGCCCUGCAGAUGCUGUUGGACAGGUCAAACUAGCAUGGCCAAUAGUUAGAGAGAGUUAUACAAUUAGAAGGGGUGGCAACGUGGGCAAAUGCUUUUGCAUUUGUUUGAACUAUGGAUGAGGGAGAAAGUCCAUGCGGUUCACAUUCAAGGUAUACCUGCCUAGUCAGCACUUUUGGAAACAAUAUGUGAAGCAAAACACAGUCACCUUGUUCUGGCUCCUGCUCCUCAAAAACAGACUGAGGCUCUUACUUAUUUAAAGAAAUCUUUAUUCAGAUGCAGCACUCCUCUGGAGCUGGGAAUUCGCAGCAGGGCAGGGAGUUCCAAAAUGGGCUGAGCAACAAAUAUGUCCCAACAAGCUUCCCCACGCCUCCCGCCAAGUUUUAAAAGUUGGGUUGUGACGCACUCACUCGUAAGACUCUCUUGCCUUGCAGGAAUGCUGAGCGUGAGCUCUGUUGUGGGUAACAAGGCUGCCUCCUCCUGUUCAGCCUUUCCCCGUGGCUUAUAAAAGCUCUCCCCAGCUUCCACGGACACACUCUGCUCCACUGAAGGGUUGGAGGCAAGAGCUGGCAUCCCUAUUUCCCCUCUGGAAUGGCUGGAGCCAGAGUGGAAAGGGGAGAUGCCCUUCCUCCACCCCUGGUUCCCUUGGUAUAGUCCCCUACUUUUCCUUCUCUGUCUGGGCCAAAUCGUAUCCCAACAGCACUUGUGGGGCUGAUAACAUAAGCCUUCCUGUUAUGUACUGAGUUGAAUAGGACCCAAAAUGCAGCAGUCUGAUUGGUCCUAGAACAAUAGGAUUCAGAAUGCAGCAGUCUGAUUGGUCCUAGAACAAUAGGAUCCAGAAUGCAGCAGUCUGAUUGGUCUGCAGGAGCCACCCAAUCCAACUCCGGGUGGAAGUGAAUCCGCAACCUGAUUGACCUACAGGAGAAUCCCAGAAUUAGCCAAUCACGUGGGGCCCAUUGUGUAAAUAAUGUAUAUAAAGCAGACAUUUCGGGGGAAUUUUCAUUCCUCACUACUCUGAGCUGAAUAAAGAGCAUGACAUCCACACUCGACUCCGAGUAUAUUUCACUUCCAAAUUCACACUUCUUUAAAUUUUGCAGUGUAGGUCUCCAACCAAGUAACAUGUGGAAAAACGCCUGUGCUAGGGCAAAGUUCACCUCAAAAUGCCAAUAUUAGUGGAAAUAACAUACCCAAAAUGCAUUGUAGUUGGGGAAAUCUGCAAAAAUGUUUAUGUUAGUUAAAAUUGCAUGCCAAAGUAUGUUUAUGUAUUAGGAGAAAUUCACACCAACUUCAAUUUUGUGAGGACUUUAAAAAGAAAUAAAUCCCAAUUUAUUAUUUUUCUCCUCUAAUAACAUUUUGUAUGUUGCCCAAUUUUCUUUCAUGUUUUUCUAUUUCACAGCUAAUGCUUCUGUAGGUGAGAUCCACCAAGGGGUUUUAGGUUCUAGUAGAUCUCUAUAUUUACUGUUCCUCUGGGCUUUCAGGUACCACAUGGAUUCAAGAGAUUGUUGACCUGGUCCUUAACGGCGGCGAUGUGGAAAAAGCUCGUCGAGCUCCUGUGUACAUCCGGAUCCCAUUUCUAGAAAUUUGCUCUCCACCCCCGGUGCCUUCAGGUGAGCCCAGAGAUCCCAGGCACACAGCCCUGCUUGUAAAAAAAAACCCCACAGGCAGUGAACUAACUCAUCCAACCCUUUCUCUGAUUCUUCGUUAGGGGUCAGCAUUCUGGUAGAUACCCCAUCUCCUCGUGUGAUCAAAACCCACCUCCCCUUCCAGCUUGUUCCUAAAAGCUUUUGGGACAAGAAAUGCAAAGUAAGUGUUGCUUGCCUCAUCCCUUUCUGCUACCCACCCUCCAAUCCUGCCCCCAUGCCACCUCAUACCAUUCUCCCUUCUGGUCCCUUGCAGGUAAUCUAUGUUGCUCGUAAUGCCAAGGACAACCUGGUCUCCUACUUCUUCUUUGACCAGAUGAAUGUGACGCAGCCAGACCCUGGGCCAUGGGAUGGCUAUGUUAAGAAAUUCAUGGAGGGCAAACGUCAGUUCUAGGAGAAGGAGCUCAUCUUGAAUAAUUAGUACUUGUUGGGCAUGGGGAGGGUGGGGUACAGAAGAUGCCCUGAUUCCCUCUCCAUGAUGAAGGGGGUGUCUAAUGAAUCAGAACAGCAGCAACUGGAUUUUCUGAGACCCACCUUGAACCUCAACAGCAUUGCGAUCCCCCUUAGAUCAGGGUGCUGCCACAAUCCACAGCAGUUGAAGGCCACCAAGUUAGAGGGGAAAUAUCCAGGGACCCCUGGAAUUUAUAGAUUCAUGUAAAGCAGGUUCCCUUGGUUUUUCAUUGGCCCGCACCCAUUUUCCAUCUCGCACAAAGCCCCUUUCCUGUAAGAAACUUCCAGGUUUGCGAGAGGAUUCCCGGCUUACACACAGAUUAUUUUCCAGAAGCAAAUAACAAGAUCUUGUGCUUUACUCAGCUAGACUUCUAGAAGUGCCUUUAACGCCAUUUGAAACCUUUACUAUAAUGUGCAAAUUAAAGGUUAGGGAAAUGUCAGGAAAACUGAACAAUGCAGCCUUUACCUCCCAUCGUCCCUGGCUAUUGGUCAUGCUGGCUGGAGCUGAGUCCCCCAACAUCUGGAGGGCCACCAGUUUCCCAGCUCUGCUACAUACCUGGAAAUAGGUACCCCUGUAAGGAGUGGUACUUACUUCUUCUAAGUACACAUGGAUGGGAGAGUACUGUGGGAUUGCAUUGGAUUAAUUGAUUCCUUUAACUAGGUGACAGACUUAAUCCUUGUUACAUCUUAUCUCACUUGUCUCUCAGUUGCCUGGGGCUCUUGGUAUGACCAUGUCCGGCGUUACUGGGAUGAGAAAGGAAAGCACCGUAUCCUGUACCUCUUCUAUGAGGACAUGAAAGAGGUGGGUGUAGAAUAUGAAUCAGCCAGAGGCCUGGUUGAAGAGAAAUGUUUUCACCUGGUGCCUAAAGAUAUAUAAAGAAGGCUCCAGAUGAACUUCCCUGGGGAGAGCAUUCACUGGCGGAAGAAGAGGAGUGGGGGGAGCGUACUGCCCCCGGCAGCGCGAUCCAAGUGGGGUGCCAUCGCGGCUGCCCCCUGCCUGCGCUGGGCGCCAUGCCCCCGCAGGCGGCAUGCCACAACUCUGGGGCGCACACCAGCCCCGCCCCCCGGUGCCGGAGCAUGAAGCUUUGCCACUGAGAGCAUUCCACCAAUGAGGAGCCACCACAGAAAAGGCUCGAUCUCGUGUUGCCACCCUCCAGACUUCACGUGGAGGAGGCACACAAACAAGGGCCUCAGAUGAUGAAUGUGGAGUCCAGGGAAGAGGCGGUCCUUAAGGUAUUGCGGUCCUGAGCCAUUUAUGUAUACUUUCCCCUAACAUAUGCAUUUCUUGUAUGCCUUUUUUUGUUGGCUCGCUUUCCUGCAAAAUUCAGAGAAGUCUGAACUUCAGAGCUGCAUUUCAGUUCUCUUAUUGUUUCAAGAAGCGCAAAUUAGGUAGAAGCGCAUUAAAAUGCGAACUCAACCAAACUGAUCUCCCAUCCCUGGAAGUAAUACAAAUCUCCCAGUAUGGGCAGAGGGCACUUUCCUCACUCAGGUUGCUCUCAGAAAUGUGAGAUUUUAACACUACUGCCUCCAGGUCAAGGCUGUGUGAUGCACAACAUGAAAAAAGUGUGUUUGAAACAGAGAGGCAUGUGAUGCAAAGUAAAUUUAUCAAGUGCAGAAAUGUGGAAGGGAUCCAGAGACCAUUGGGUUUUGCUUCUUGAAAAAGAACCAGCCAGACAGUUAGUGUUUCCUUCCCACACUCUCAGGAACCUCAAAGGCAUUCUGGAGCUUACAGGCAAAUUGCAGUACCAGGUUGCUCUGUUGCGACCUCACUCCCAUUCACACCCAUCUGAAUGUCUCCGCUAGGACUUGGCUCGUGAGGUCCGUCGCGUGAAAGAUUUCCUGGAGGUUGAUCUGCCUGAGGACGCCCUUCAGAAGAUUGUCCACCACGCAUCAUUCCAGACCAUGAAGAAGAACCCAAUGACAAAUUAUGAGACCGUCCCCAACGCCAUCUUUGACAAGACAAAAGGCAGAUUUAUGAGGAAAGGUGAGUAAGUGACGCUAGUCUUUUAAGACCUCAAAAGAUGUUGUUCCCUGCUACACAAGUUCAUUUGCUCCCCCUUUCCCCACAAAGAAGGGUAAAAUUCGGAAGUGGAGUGAAGUUUAACUGGGGAGAGUAAUCCUUUAUGCUGUCUGGGCCCAAUGUAUCGCCCAGAGAAUGUUCCAGUGGUCUGAAGUGCAUUUUGCUAACUUUAUAGGGAAUCAAAGUGUGUAGUCACCAAGCGCUUUCUUAUUUGAUGAUCACUUGUAGCCAAGUAAGAUUGUCUUCCAUGAAAACGGUCUUAACAGUGAGUCCGUAAGUGACUAUGGAGUCCAAUUCUGGAUCCACACAUCCUUCCACAGAGGGGACAUAGGUUUCUGGGCAGGAGUUGAUCACGGUGAGGGUUUGCCAAAUGUGUCUUCCUCUUAGCCCGUUUCUCCUUUUCACCCUGAGUUGGUGCUUUUUCAAAGUCCAUGACACCUUUGGUAAAGGCUGUCCUAAGAGCUUUAGGCUGCUAUCUGAGAUAUAUCUACAUGGAAGUCCCACCAAACUCAAUGUAGUUUACUUCUGAGCAGGUACAUAUAGGUAGAGUAAUACAGCAUAUCUGCUCAGGUACAACCUGGGCAAUAUGUACAAAACCUAAAUGCACUGUGCUGGAUACCCAAAGGAGGAGCUUUGUAAAUAUAAAAGUCCUUUAUAAUUAUAAAGAAAAAGAAAGGCAAGUAAUAGUUAUCACAGAAACCCCCUAUGUUAUGAGAGAGGAUGCCAUCUUUCAAAGUGGUCACAGGGUGAAACUCUCUCUUUCUGCUUCUGAAUUUCUUCAGGUGAAGUUGGCGACUGGAAGAAUUAUUUCACAGUGGCUCAAAGGGAGGAGUUUGAUGCAGAUUACCGGCGCAAAAUGGAAGGAACGACCCUGCGUUUCCGGGAUGUAUUAUAGACUCAGAAAACCGCCCCUCUUGUAUUUUAUUCUUGGCCAAGAAAAAAAUACAAAUUAUUAAUAGAUUCGAAAGAAAGAGGUGGCUUCUCACUACCAGACCUAAGGUUAUAUUAUGAAGCAUCCUGCCUGUGCUGGCUUCGGGAAUGGAUAAUUUGAAAAAACACGAAUAUUUUAGACCCUGAGAGUCAUGAUAAUAGGUUUGUUUGGCAUGCAUAUCUAUGGUAUGAAAAGGCUAAAGUGCAUAAAGGAUUCUUGAAUCAUUUUGUAAGAAAAUCAAUUUAUGUGGUAUGGGAGAAAUAUAAUUUACUAGAACAGAAAACGCCAUGGUGGCUUUCCCCACUGGAAGCAAUAUCCUUUAAAAACGUAAAUAUGAGAAAUGACUGGGCAACAUAUACGGACCUGUUAAUGGAAGCAGAACACCAGUUGAAAUUGAAGGAUUUUGAGGAUAUGAGAUUUAUUAGCUGACUGGUUACAAUAUCAUCAAUUAAAUGAUUUUUUUAAGAUAGAUAAAAGUAAGGGUUUUAGUAAUGAAGCUUCAAGGUUUAGAAAAUAAUUGUUGGACAACACUGUAAAAUUACUUUCUAAAAUGUAUAGACUGCUUUUGGAAUGGUAUACAAAAGAUGAAAAGGUUAAAUCAGCAAUGAUACACUGGGCGAGAUCGGGGGUAUAAUAUUCAGCUUUCAUCAUGGAAGAAGUUAUGGAGAACUGAUUUGAAAUUUACAGCAUGUUAUACAUUGAAAGAAAAUUAUAUGAAAAUGAUGUACCGUUGGUAUUUAACUCCUAGCAAGUUAGCAAAAAUGUAUAAGAAAAGUACAAAUAUUGGUUGGAAAUGUAAAGAAAAAGAAGGCACCUUUUAUCAUAUGUGGUGGACGUGCAAGGUGAUAAAAGCAUUCUGGGAAAUGAUAUAUAAUGAAUUGGGGGGAAAAUGUUUAAAGUAACUUUUUCCAAAAAAAACAGAGGCUUUUUUAAUAAGGAAUUGUAGGUGCUGAAAUCCCAGAGGACCAGAGAAGACUGUUCAUGUAUGCAACAACAGCUGUGUGAAUGUUGAUAGCCCAGAGAUGGAAGGAAGACAAAGUCCCUACCAUAGCAGAAUGGCAAAUCAAGUUGAUGGGCUAUGCCAAAAUGGCAACAAUGACUGGAAAGAUCAGAAACAAGGAAGAUCAAAACUUUAACAAGGAAUGGGGGGGGGGGAUUAUAACAUACCUUGGAGACCACUGUAAACAGUUAAAGUAGUUAGCGGGAUUGUAAUAACACUUGUAAUGUAACAAGAACUAUGGAUAUAAUGGUGCUACAAAAAUCUGGAUGAAUAUAAAAGAUGCAGCAGAAAGGGUUUGACAAUGGGACCCACGGAGAGGAAGGUGGGAAGUCCAGAGAGAUUCGUGGGAAUCUUUAACUGUUGGAAUGUGUUGUGAUAUGACUGUAAUUUUUAAUAUGUGAAACCAAACUAAUAAAUAGGAAAAGAAAGAAAGAUAACUGCCCC
Messenger RNA from Podarcis lilfordi (Lilford's wall lizard), 8193 nucleotides. The record is from the annotation of a GenBank genome assembly. NCBI's taxonomy places the organism in Eukaryota, Metazoa, Chordata, Lepidosauria, Squamata, Lacertidae.